Macrosteles quadrilineatus (aster leafhopper) is the source of this 635-nucleotide messenger RNA. RefSeq names its product lysozyme P-like. Bases 85 to 561 code for a protein of 158 amino acids. NCBI's taxonomy places the organism in Eukaryota, Metazoa, Arthropoda, Insecta, Hemiptera, Cicadellidae. Gene Ontology annotation, molecular function: lysozyme activity. The record is from RefSeq and is a predicted model, not a curated record. The transcript has a single exon.
ACCACUGUUGUCAACGCCCGCGCACACCACUGUUGUCAACGCCCGCUAGCCGCACACCACUGGUGUCUUUGUCGUCACGCCACCAUGAUCCUACCCGCUCUAGUGUCUCUGGCCAUGAUAGCCCUGGUGAGCAGCAAGGUGUACGAGAGGUGCGAGUUAGUGAGGGAGUUAUCUCAACCCAAACACCGUAUACCACCGGGAGACCUCGCCACCUGGGUGUGCAUCGCCGAGCACGAGUCUCGCUACAACACUUCCGCCGUGGGUCGCCUCAACGCUGACAUGAGUGGCGACCACGGGCUGUUCCAGAUCAGCGACCGCUACUGGUGCUCGCCCCCGGGCUCGGGAUUGGCCUGCGGACUCAACUGCGAUCAGCUGGAGGACGAUGACAUCGCUGACGACGUAGUGUGCGCUCGCAGGAUCUACCGGGCUCACAAGCGCCGCACAGGGGACGGGUUCGCCGCCUGGGCUGUUUACAAGCCGCACUGCAGUGGGGAUGUGUCUGAGUAUACAGAGUGCGACGACGAGAUUACCACUGAUGAAGCUGACACUCAAAGUAAAUAGGUAGCUCUUAGUUAACAUGCUGUUAAAAUUACAUCAAUCCACUGAGAGAUAACUUUUUUAAAUAAACCAUUUAU